CUCCCAGAGCGGCGCUCCUAGAGCGAAGACGACGCCUGCGCAGUGAGGCUGCGGGGGCGGGCGCCGUCUUCGGAGCCGCCCACCAGACCGUCGGCGCGAUGGCGGAGGAGGUGAAAAGUCUGAUGAAGGCCACGGUCCUGAUGCGGCAGCCCGGGCGGGUGCAGGAAAUCGUGGGCGCCCUUCGCAGGGGCGGAGGAGACCGCCUGCAGGUGAUUUCUGAUUUUGACAUGACCUUGAGCAGAUUUGCUUACAAUGGACAGCGAUGCCCCUCUUCCCACAAUAUUCUGGAUAACAGCAAAAUCAUCAGUGAGGAUUGUCGCAAAGAGCUCGCCGCGCUCUUUCACCACUAUUAUCCCAUUGAGAUCGACCCACACCGGACCAUCAAAGAGAAGUUGCCUCAUAUGGUACAGUGGUGGUCCAAAGCCCACAAUCUCCUAUGCCAGCAGAGGAUACAGAAGUCCCAGAUAGCGCAGGUGGUUGGAGAGUCCACCGCCAUGCUCAGGGAGGGAUAUAAGACGUUCUUCGACACACUCUACCAUAACAACAUUCCUCUUUUCAUCUUUUCGGCGGGCAUUGGUGAUAUCCUGGAGGAAAUUAUCCGGCAGAUGAAAGUGUUCUACCCCAACAUCCACAUUGUGUCUAACUACAUGGAUUUCAGUGAGGAUGGUAUCCUGCAAGGCUUCAAGGGCCAGCUCAUCCACACCUACAACAAGAACAGCUCCGUGUGUGAGAACUCCAGUUACUUCCAGAAGCUUCAGGACAAAACCAACAUCCUCCUGCUUGGAGACUCCAUGGGGGACCUCACUAUGGCUGAUGGAGUCCCUGGGGUGCAGAACAUUCUCAAGAUUGGCUUCCUAAAUGACAAGGUGGAGGAACGGCGGGAGCGUUACAUGGAUUCCUACGACAUCGUGUUGGAGAAGGACGAGACACUGGACGUGGUCAAUGGGCUGCUGCAGCACAUCCUGCUUCAGGGGGACUGCAUGGAGAUACAGGGCUCCUAAGCACAAAGGCUCAGGCCAGGCCCUGCAGGCAGUGAUGAGGAGGAAUGCCUGCCCAUGAAGCCUCCUCUGUGAGCGGUGGCCAAGAGCUGCUGGGCUCUCCUCACCCGACUCCUUCCCCAUGCCUUUGCCUUCCUCCUGCUAGGAAAGGCUUGAGGGAGGCCCUGCCUGUGGGUGGGCAGCAAGCGUGCUCUGUGGCCCACAGCAUGUUAGCCUUCUACGGACCAUCUAGUCCAAGGGCUCUUUCUAAGAAAGUUUUCAGAGCUGGGAAUACAGAUGGCUCAGUGGUGAAACACCUGCAUAGCAUGUGGUGGGCCCUGGGUCCCUCCCCAGCACUGUAAAAAAAGGAAAAGUAAAGCUGUACAUCAGACAAAUAUAACGUGUGAGUCAGAUGAAAAUUAACAAAAGAACAGAGUUGCUCCAACUCACGGUGUGGGAGCUGUGUGUACAGCCUGAGCCUUGGCCCUCAAGGCACUAGAACCCCUAGGAGACCUCUGGAACUCCACGGAACAAAGUUUGAGAACAGUGGGAAAGCUUAGAAAUCCCAUGUGAGUACAGUCUGAGUGUGCCUGCAGCCCAGGAGUGUGUCUGUAGAUCUGGGAGGGGAGCGAUGGGAAGGUGUGAUCCUGACCUGGCAUGGGAACAGCCUUGAAACUUGAAGUUCAGCUGGGUUGAGGUUGGAUACCCCUACAUACACAAAGGGUACAUUUGAGUAUGGCUUUUCCAUAGGUCCUUAGAUCUUUCCUCCACUUUUUAGUCCAGUGCCACCAACAUAAUGAAUGACCUGAAAGGAAUGUUAUUUUUUAUUUUGAUUCAUGGAUAUGAGUGUUUUUCCUGCAUGGAUGUGUGUAUACCAGAUAUGUACCUGGUGACUGCAGAGGUCAGAAGAAGGUGCCAGGUCCCCUGGAACUGGAGUUGCCGAUGGUGGUUAUCCACCACGUGGGCUCUGGGAACUGAACCCAGGUCCUCUGCAAGAGCAUCCAGUGCUCCUAACCACUGAUCCACCUGUCCAGCCCCCUUGAAGGGAUUUGAGACCAGACCCCUGGGAGACUGCAGAGCCAAGUAGAAGUAAUUGAUGUAUUAGUACCUUGCAUAUCAACUGUAGUUCCCGUUCCUGUGUUCUGUUCGCUCAGAAGAACAGGGGAACUCUCCAAAGAACAAACACAAGAGCUACUUCCUGGACCCUUUGUCUCAUCCCCUUAGAGAAAGUUGUUCAUAUACGCUCCUGUCCAGGAGGCUGUUUAUCCCAAGUGCUGUUACCUGCAGACCUGAAGGGAAGGGGAACCCAGGGCUAUUGAGUGCCUGCUGAGUAUCGGCGCCAUCCUGGGCACGUACACCCCCGCCAUUUCAUUCUUGGUGACUGUGAGCAGAAUCCCUCAUUUGCAGGUGGGUAGCUUAGACGGGAUGAAUAACCUGCCCGGACACCAUACCCAGGAGCCAGAGCCAAGUUCUGGGUACUUCUAGCCAAAGCCUUUGCUCUCCAUCUGGUUGUGUUUCGCAGCUUUAGUUCAGGGCUCUCCUAGGUUCUGUGGCAGGGGGCCCUAUGACUGUUCCAGGACCACAGGCUGACUUCAGAAGCUUUCUGGAGGCUUUGGUGACAAGGAGUGCCAGUCACUGGCCCCGGGCAGCAAUCAUGUUUGAAGCUCCUGGAGCAUGUGUGUUAGUUUUUUUUUUUUUUUUUUUUUUUUUUUUUUUUUUUUUUUUUUUUUUUUUUGUGGGAGCUGAGAACCGAACCUAGGGCCUUGUGCUUGCUAGGCAAGCGCUCUACCACUGAGCUAAAUCCCCAACCCCGUGUGUUAGUUUUCUAAUACAGGAACAAAAUACAGUAGUCAACUUAAAAGAGAUUACUCAUGGUUUGGGAGACUUCAGUCUGGGAACACUUGGCCCCAUUGCUUUGGGCCUGUGGUGGCAGAGUCGUCAUGGCAGGCGCACAUGGUGGAGGAGGCCGAUGUGGUGGCCAGGCACAAAAGAGAAAAGAGACCAGGGCCCCACAGUCAGUCCCCUUCAAAGAAUACCCGAUUGUCUUUGUCACUUUUCUGUUGCUGUGACAGAAAAGCCGAGGCACUUAGAAAUGUGUUUAAUUGGGCUGCGGCUUCAGGUUGGAGUCCAGGAUGGUGCAGGAGAGGCGUGGUAGCAGGAAUAACUGAGCUUACAAAAUGAUCCACAAACAGGAGGCAGAGAGCCCCCUGGGGGUGGCAGGGUGCUUUGGAAGCCUCAGAACCUGUCCCUGGGACCUAUGACCUCCACGGAGGCCACACCUGAUCCUUCCUGAACAGCACUACUAAUUGGGACCAAGUGUUCAUAUAUGAGUGUGUGGGGCUCUUCUCAUUCAGACCACCAUGCCAGUGACUUAAAACCUUCCACAACCCCCACCUGCACCCCCACCCUCGUAACACACAAACCUUCUAAUGGCACCCUGGGCUAGAGAUCAAGCCUUAGGGGGACACCCGAUUCCAAACUGGAGCACUGGGCAAGAAGAUGCUUAGGGACAGUUUGGAAUGAAUGUGGCCUUGUCACUUUCUGUAAAGUCCCCACUCUGCUCAGAAAGCACAGGGCGUCUCUGUCACAGUGGGCAGAGUGAGGCAGGCAAGUGAGGGCAAACAGACUGGCUUAGAGAAGCAUUUCUCUCUAGGACUGUAGACAUCUGUCAGUUCUCUUUCCUCUGGCAAGAGGGAGAGGGGCAAGUGGAGGGAGGAAGGUGGGAAUGCUGCCGGACUGAGAAUGGAUCCUUGUGAACAACUGUAAUCUGGCCUGCAGGACUGAGAAUGGAUCUGUGUGGACAACUGUAAUCUGGCCUGCAGGACUGAAUGGAUCUGUGCGGACAACUGUAAUCUGGCCUGCAGGACUGAAUGGAUCUGUGUGGACAACUGUAAUCUGGCCUGCAGGACUGAGAACGGAUUUGUGUAAACAACUGUAAUCUGCCCUGCAGGACUGAGAAUGGAUCUGUGUCCACAACUGUAAUCUGGCCUGCAGGACUGAGAAUGGAUCUGUCAACCACUGUAAUCUGGCCUGUAGGACUGAAAGGAUCUGUGUCAACUGUAAUCUGGCCUUUGGGGUUCUAUUUAGUUCUUGAGCUCUGGGGGUUGUCUGAGGUCAGGGCCAUUGUUUCUGCCUUUAUUUGAGACAAUAAGGGGACAAGGAUCAUCUCCAUGCCUCUCCUGCACACCUUCAUCUCUGGCCAUUGACCAGGGCUCUGCACCCAGAGGUUAUUUAGCUUUGGUUUAGUUAGGUUUGAGGGGGGCAAACGGGAAGAUCUCUGUCUGGAAUCUGUCCCUCAUGAGGCCACAGCAACUGCCUAGGGAAGAUCUCUGUCUGGAAUCUGUCCCUCAUGAGGCCACAGCAACUGCCUGGCUUGUCCCCUUUCUGCCCCUGCCCUUGGGUUAAAAGCAUUCUCCUUGGCUGGGGAGAUGGCUCAACCAAUAACAAGUCCUGGAGUUUGAUCCUCAGAAGCCAUGUAACAAGCAGCAUGGCCCAGCAUGCACCUGUAAUCUCAGCUCUGAUUUGCGAGCCAACUGGUCUACCUGAUUUUUGACCUUCAAAUUCAAUGAGAGACCCUGCCUGAAAAAAUAAGGUGUAUGUAAGGGGCUGAAGAGAUGGCUCAGCAGCCCAGUGUGGUGGUGCAUUAUUGGAAUUUUCCCAGGGGUCUGCUCUGAGAAGAUUCUUCCCAGAGUCCUGGGGAAGACUCUAUUGCCGGAGUGGGACAGGGGGCAGGGAGAUGGGUAUAUUUGAGGGAGAAUCUACACCAGGCUCUUUUGUCCAUCCACUUUAUUUCUCUAAGACAAGAUUGUCUACAUACCUUCAGUUCCAUUCUGACUCUCAGUUCCUCUUGGUCCCUUCUUUUCCUGUCCUCUCAUAGCCCUAGUAAUAACUAAGCUCUCAUGCUCUCGACCUCAUCCUCAUCCUCCAUUCCUUCGUCCUCCAUCUUUCCUUCCUCUUCUCCUGUUCUGACCCAAUCUCUACUCAUCCAAAAACUCUGCCCUGUUCUCCCUUCUCCUGCCCAGACCAGGAAAUUCUGGCCCAGCCUUCACUCCACCUGGUUAUGAAAAAACCUUUUGUCCUGAGUCAAUAGCUCUGGAAUGCCACUAGGCCUGAAGGAAAGGGAUGGUCUGAGCUUCAUUUGCACAAGAAACAAAGCUGUGCAUCUACAGUCCAUCUGUCUUCUAGGCUCUGUAGGGGUGUUACCUAGUUCAGAUCAGCAGUAGGUCUGAGAAGCUUACACUGUUUGCCAUAUGGCCUAGUUAUAUGUGAGCACACAAGAAAUUCACAGCAGAAGACAGCUGAUAUAUUAAAAGCUGAGUAACACCAAAUAUUCCCUGAUAUACGGCUUCCCUCUAGAAAGAUUCCUUGACCUUUCUAGGUACAGCUUUAUUAUACACAGCUGAAUCUCUAUAAUCUAUUCUUUCGGCUUGCAGCAGUACAUGCUUUGAACCCUAGUAUUUACGAGUGAGGGGCAGGCGGCUCUCUCAAGGCCAACCUGAUCUACAUAGCAAGUUCUAGGACAGCUACAAAAACAGACCUGUCUCAGAAAAGAGGGCAGAGGAGAAAUGGCUCAGUGGUUAAGAGCACUGGCUACAAAACCACAUGGGCUGGGGGCUGGGACUGGAUGGACAGAUGUCUCCUCCACCCACAUCCCCUCCUGUGUGUGCUUGGGAAAAAACUUCAGUUUUUUUGUUUGUUUGUUUUUGUUUUUCUGAAUAAAAAAGGGUUUUGUUUGUUUAA
Peromyscus californicus insignis is the source of this 5717-nucleotide messenger RNA. RefSeq names its product 5'-nucleotidase, cytosolic IIIB (gene Nt5c3b). Bases 99 to 1001 code for a protein of 300 amino acids. Gene Ontology annotation, cellular component: cytoplasm. Gene Ontology annotation, molecular function: 5'-nucleotidase activity; magnesium ion binding. The record is from RefSeq and is a predicted model, not a curated record. Lineage: Eukaryota; Metazoa; Chordata; Mammalia; Rodentia; Cricetidae. The transcript is spliced from 9 exons.